This is a messenger RNA of Paramecium tetraurelia, 3690 nucleotides long. RefSeq lists its product as uncharacterized. Lineage: Eukaryota; Ciliophora; Oligohymenophorea; Peniculida; Parameciidae. The record is from RefSeq and is a predicted model, not a curated record. The transcript has 5 exons.
AUGAACUUUAUUCAUAAAGCAACUUUGGUUGAAAUUACAAUAAUUGAUAACCCUUAGAAAAGGAAUAGUUUUCGAAAUCCUUAAUAAUAGUAAUAAUCAGUUCUCCCACUUAAUUUAAUCUAAAAACAAAAUAGAUAUAAGAUUUUCUCUUUAGAAACUGUUUUAUAAAUUUAUAUUUUUAUAUUUAAUUAACAGUGUACAAGAGAAAUGGACAGAUCAACAGCAAAUGUACGAUCAUCAAUCAAUUUUUUAUCAAAUAAUGAUUUUGAAUAGAGGGAGAAGAUAGAAAUUCAACUGAUACCAGCAUUAUAGAGUUUUUAAACUUUUAUAAAGAUGAGCAAUGAGUCUCAGAUGGCAUAGAUUUCUGAUUCUUUGAUGGCUAUUGAUUUCUUUAAAAAGAAUUGUCCUGAAGGUUCGAGUUUAAGAGAUUUUAUUAUGUAUGCUGGAAAAGCCUUGACAUAUGAAUAUUACAAAAAGGGUUCAAUUAUAUUCCAUUAUGGUGAUUACGGAGAUAAGUUUUUUAUGGUCCUAAAAGGUAAUGUUGGAGUAUUGGUACCUAAAGGGAACCAUGAUAUUGAAAUGGAUAGAGAUUUCCUUGUAGAGACCAAUAGGAAUGAACUAUGGAGUAAUGUUUGGAAAGGUAGGAAAUUACAGAGUACAAUUGAUAUGGAAGUGCUAUUAGCCUAAGGAGAAGAUCCUUGGGUAAUCUCAAAUAGAUAUUUUGAGGGAGGAGUGUGUUUAUAUUAAAAGAUUUAUGCAUAUUAUAGUGGAUAGACAUUUGGAGAUGUAUCAUUAUAUACAGAUAAACCAAGAACUGCAAGCAUAUUAGUGUUGUCUGAUGAUGUUCAUCUGAUUACAAUGAAUAAGAAUGAGUACAAAUAGAUUUGUGAGAAGUCUCUUUAGGAUAUGAAUAGCAAUGUUGACUAUUUUAUGAGGAUGUUGCCAAAUAAUAGCAAGUUCGUAAUAACUAAAUUUAUGUAAUACAUGCAUAAGAUUGAAUUUGCUCCUUAAAGUAUAUUAUGGAAAGAAGGAGAGGAAUCUAAAUUUUUUAUGUUGAUAUUCAAAGGGAGAGUGGAAUUGGUAAAGAAGAUUGGGAGAGUGAGGAUUACAUUAUGUUAAUUAAGUGACAAUAGUUGGGUUGGACAAGAAGAAAUACUUGAUUAAUCCAAUAGAUUAUCUACUUGUCAAUGUGCUGACAAUACAGUUGCCUAUUAUAUUCAUCUUGAAGAAUUCAAUUAGAUCAGAAGAAACUUUCCAGAAAUUUGCAAGAUUUUGAAAGAGAAAUCUCAAUUACUUAAGGAGUACAUGAAAACAAGAUAUGAGAUGAUUAUGAAUAAUUUUAUUAACAAGCCAGAAACUAUUCAGAAGUAGCAACAGAAGGUGGAGAGAAAGACUAUUUCUGAAAUCUUCCAUACUUCCAUAAAGACCAAAACCCAGGAUAUCAGAUCGCAUUCUCCUAAGGCAUUAAGCAUAAUUGAAAUCACUGAAUACAAUAACAAAAUAAAUUAAUCGAGAGUAGGUUUUUUAUUUCCAAUUUAGGGUGGUUUCAGAAAUCUGAAUAUCUUUCCUUUGGACAAGGAUUCAGUUCUAUCGAUAAGGGAUAGAGUUUGCAGAUAAUUAACCAAAUAAAACAAAAAGAAGGAGAGGGUUCAACCUUAAACAAUGAGAGAAGGAACUCUCUUAUCAUCGACUAUUUCAGAUCUAUUCAAAUAAAAUGAGUAGGUUCAACCAUAUUCAGGUUUCAAAUAGAAUGAUCUAAAGAAAAGUUCCUUCUCCUUUGUUAACUUAUUUGGUUAAGGAUCUACGAAUAAUCCCACAAAUUCUAGUGAUCAUUUUACUUCAAGACUAACAACCCAAUAAUCUUAUUUCAGGAUGAAAACAGAACAGGGGAGAUCCUAAAUCUAAACCUAAACUAGCUUUGAUCAAAAGUAUCUCAUGUUCAGUAAAAUUUAGGAAUAACAGUGUAGAACUAAAUAAGUUACGUUCCAAUAGUCCUCUCACUUCCAUUCAAUUCUCAAAUAGAAGUCAAAAUAAAAGAAUACAUAGCUGUAAGAUGAUAGCAAGACCAAAAAAGUACCCUUAAUUAUUGAAAUAUAAAUUAUUAUGAAUUUUGUAGAAAGAAGAAAUAAAACUAAUCCUGAUUAGCAUUAAUUAUUAAGCAUGAGCAAUCAAAGUUCUUCAAGAAAUUCUGCAGUCAAAGCAACAUUGAAGGUGUAUUCUGAAAUGAGAGAAGAUGGAAGCUGCAAAUUAGCAAUGAGAUUUACACAAUUAAAAAUAGUUCUAGCCACCCAUAAAUUGGUUGGAUUCUGUUAUAAACUUAAAUCUGUCAGAUUACAGCACUAUUUUGAUGUUUUGAUAUUAACGAAGACAUCAAAUAUUCAUUCUGUAUCAAUUUUAAAUAAGCCUUAAUAAGGGUAAAACUAUUAUUUGACACCACCUACGAAAAAGAAAAGUGUAAAGUUUUAGCCAAAAUACUCCAUUGCACCCUUCUUGUUAUUAAAUUCUAUAAUUUAAUAGCAUCUUCACAGAAAUUUCAACAUAUUACAAUAUAAUCAAAACAGAAAAAGGAGACACAGCUCUUUUAAUAACGUAUUAGAACAGUUGUAUAGAAGGAAAUAAACUUAGAAUUUCAGAAUUCUGAAAUCUAGACUAUUAUUAUCAAAGACGUUUAGACGAAUUAGUUUUAUGAUUAAUCAAAAAAUAAAAUCAAUACAAUUAGAAGUUUUACUAACAACUUCUUAAUAUAUUCAAAAUAAUAAUCCUAAUUCUCAUCAAGAAAGUUUAUUGGAUUCUGAAUUCUCAUAGUAACAGUAGACCCUAUAAGAAAGCAAUAAUGAUAUUCAGGAUUAUGAAAUAAAUAAUUAGAUGAUGAGUGCCAAAGAAUAAUUGGCCAUGAAAUUUGCAAGUACCUCAUUAUUGAUAGGAAUUUUGAGUUAAAUAAUGAUAAAAGCAUAAUUUGCAUUUUUGUUGCAUCUAAGAAUUGGAAACAAUCAAAAAUUAGACAUCAGAGAAAUAAAAUCCAUAGAUAUCAGUGAAAAUCUAGAUUAAUCUUUAAUUGAAGAAGAAAAAAUAAAACCAAAAAUAAUUGCAGCUAAUCAAAUAAAUCAUUUCUUAAUUCAAAAGCUCAGAAGUUAUUUUGAAUAGAUUAAUGAGGGUCCUUCCAGAGUUUCUAGACCUUCAAUUAAACUCUUUAGAGGAGGAGACAAGAAAUCAAAAUCUGAGAAUUCUAAUCUAAAAUUGUUAUUAACUGGUUAGAAGCUAUUUAAGGAGGAUGAUCCUCAAUAAAAGAGUACAGAUAUCACUGCCAAUGAAAAAAAGUGUUCAUUUAAAGCACUGCCUGGAGUUCGAUAUGUCACAUAGUAUUCAGAUAUUUCAAAGAAUGCUAUUUCUGAUAGUGAAGUAAGUGAACAAUCCAUCAUUACAGAUUAUGCUAACACUCUACAAAGCAUUCAGACUUCAAUCCUAAUCAAAAAUUAAACCAAUUAAUAAUACAAAUAGAAUUAAAGAAAAGAAUCACUUAAUUCUGCAAUUCAAUAAUAUUUGAGUCCUAUUAAAAGUUAAAAAAACUCCCCUGAUAAAGAGUCUAAGAAAACAAUUGAAAAUAAAAAGGAGAGUAAAUACUCUAAAUUAACACUUUUGUACUGUUUCCCUAUCAUAAUUAUCCUCUUUAUUGUAAUUUUAAUGAAAUGA